AUCUUUUGAAUUCGAUUUUUAAAUAUUUGGUUACAUGUUACCACUGUCUCGUCUGUAGGUAGAAGGCUUGAUAUUUUAUAGAAAAAUCCAACUAUGUUACAUAGGGAAGUGUUUAAACCUAAAAGUUUGAAAAUAUCAACCACGUUUAUCGAUGCUGAUGGGAGAGAAAAACAGAUCGAAACUAGAGAAGAUGAAGAACAGUCGCAGAAACUGCAAGAAAUCAUAGAUCUGUUAAUUGCAGCUGGAUAUUUUCGUGCUAGAAUUAAAGGCUUAUCUCCAUUUGAUAAAAUUGUUGGAGGUCUUACAUGGUGCAUAGAUAAUUGUAAUGUUGACUUGGACAUUGAUUUGCACUUCGACGAAUCAUUAGUUAUUGGACAAAAGAUAUCACUCACAGAAAAAAUUGUGUCUGUCCUACCUAAAAUGAAGUGUCCAUAUCAGAUUGAGCCGCAUCAAAUUCAAGGCCUCGAUUAUAUCCAUGUUUUCCCUGUUAUUCAAUGGUUAGUAAAGCGUUCCAUAGAAAAGAGAAAAGAAAGAGGUGAAUUUUUGAUGCUCUAUGCUGCAAAUCAAUUUGAUAAGUUAAUUUGUAAUAAAAAUGUCUUGGAAAGUGAACCUAAACAUAAAGAAAAAUGUCUCCAUCUUAAAAAAUGUUUGACUGGCAAUAGAACAAAUAAAUCCUUUCACAAAGAAGAACAGAGAAUAAUGGAAUGUAUUGAUGAUUCAUCUGAACCUGAAAAUAUAGAAAGUUGUGAAUGGUUUAUUAAGAAGCCUUUUAAUGCUGACGACUUUAUUGAAACUGUUAUGACAAAUGAAGAAAAAAUCAUCAAGUUAAAGGAAGAAAAUCAAAAAUUAAUUGAAGAGUUGGUACACGCUCAAGAGGAAACAAACAUAAUUGAGAAUAAAAUAAAAACAAUCAAUUUGCAGAGUAACAAUAUGGGAGAUGAUAGAAGACGGGAACAUGAAAAAAUUAAAAUUCUUUUAACCGAGUAUGAAAAAGUGAAAGAAAACGAAGAAACAUUCCAAAAAGAGUGUGAAAUAAAAAUGGAAGAGUACCAGAAAAAAAUAAAGGAAACUAAUGCAUUGCUCGAAGAACCGGUAGAAGAUGAUAUUGAACUUAAAGAAGAAUUAGACAACAUUAGAAACAUGGUGGAAGCAGCUAGAACGAAAUUGAGUAAGAAAGCUAGAGCUGUAGGACUAAUGAAACGAAAACUUGAUCAAAUACCUGACAGAGCUGAAUUAGCUCAAUAUCAAAGACGAUUUGUUGAACUAUCCAAUGAAGUAUCAGCCAGGUAUCGAGAGACUAAACGACAUUAUGCUCUUUACAAUACCCUUAGUGAUGUUCAAAUGUAUUUAAAUAAAGAGUUAUCACUAUUGAGUUCAAUUCUAGAUGCUUAUCCAGAAGCAGAAAAAUCACCAGAGUCAAAAGAACGGUUUCUGAGGCAGUUGGAAAACAUAGAUGUUAGCGUAAUACAAACUUUAGACAAGGUGGAAAGUAAAAGAAACAAAGAGCAAAGUAUUAAGUCUAAUCUAAAUAACCAGUUAUCCACUUAUAUGUCUGCGCACCGAUAUUAUUUAGCUGCUGUAAAGGAGCUUGAGACUGAAUUACAAAAGAAUCUUCAACUUCAAGAGCAGAUUGAUCAACUUUAAAUUAAAUAGUGAAUCAAUACACAGUCGUUAUUUAUUUUUUUAUUU
This is a messenger RNA of Melanaphis sacchari, 1689 nucleotides long. RefSeq names its product coiled-coil domain-containing protein 93 (gene fidipidine). The coding region runs from base 94 to 1644 and encodes 516 amino acids. The transcript is spliced from 13 exons. Gene Ontology annotation, biological process: Golgi to plasma membrane transport. Lineage: Eukaryota; Metazoa; Arthropoda; Insecta; Hemiptera; Aphididae. The record is from RefSeq and is a predicted model, not a curated record.